Molecule: messenger RNA, 1446 nt
Organism: Striga hermonthica
Lineage: Eukaryota; Viridiplantae; Streptophyta; Magnoliopsida; Lamiales; Orobanchaceae
Source: the annotation of a GenBank genome assembly
AUGGACUUUUGUAGAACAAGUGCGGGUAUCCGCCGAAACCCGAAACUAAAGUCCGAACCGAAUAUGUACCCGACGACGUUGACACACGUGUCGGCACCGGCUACCGCCUGUUGCCGGUGGUCCUCCUCCACCCAUGAGCUAACUGUAGCUUCUUAUCCAAUCCCAUUUCCUAACUGUAUUUUGCUCCGGGACUCGAAAGUCGAAUCCUAUUCUCCAAAGAUCAAGACAAUGCUCGAGGACCGUCCUUGUUUAGUCUCCCGUGACUACUCCACGACCCGGGAACCUGACUGGGCCCACAUCACCUACCCGAACAAACGCCCCCCGGACGACGAACCCAACCAAGAAGAUGCCCCAGCCCGUAAGUCCCCCAAACCCGAUCGACUCGACUCGUCUUCCCUAAUCCCGGCCAUCGGUCGAGACAACUCAAUCAACUGCCUCCUCCGUUGCUCCCGUGCCGAUUAUUGCUCCCUAUCGAGCCUCAACACAUCCUUCCGCAAUCUAAUCCGCUCGGGCGAGCUCUACCGUCUCCGCCGCCUCCACGGCGUAAUCGAGCAUUGGAUCUACUUUUCAUGCCAGCUCCUCGAGUGGGAAGCCUUCGACCCAACCCGCCGGCGAUGGCUCCGGCUCCCUCGAAUGGACCCGAACGACUGCUUCCCGUACGCCGAUAAAGAAUCCCUAGCCGUCGGGACCAACUUGCUUGUUUUUGGUCGGGACUUAACUUCCCACGCGGUCUAUCGUUAUAGCCUCUUGACGAACGAGUGGUCCCCCGGCACGUCGAUGCUCCAACCUCGUUGCUUGUUCGGUUCCGCUAGCUUGGGCUCGUCGGCCAUCGUCGCCGGAGGUUGCGACUCUUUGGGGAACGUUCUCCGGUCGGCCGAGAUUUACGACUCGGAGACGGGCUUUUGGCGGAGGCUACCUGACAUGAACCGGGCCCGGAAGAUGUGCUCGGGCGUGUUCAUGGACGGGAAGUUCUACGUCGUGGGAGGUGUUGGGAUGGGCUCGGAGAUUUUGACGUGCGCGGAGGAGUUCGAUCUGGUGACUGGGGUUUGGAGGGAGUUGCCGGAGAUGUCGCCGGUGCGGGCCCACGACGAGAUGCUUCCGGUGCCCGUCACGUCGGAGGCGCCGCCGCUCGUGGCGGUGGUCGGUGACGAGCUUUACGCGGCGGAUUACGCGGCGAUGGAGGUGAGGAGGUAUGAUAAACGGAGGGGGGUUUGGGGGACGGUUGGGGGAUUGCCUAGGGGAGCGGACUCGAUGUUCGGGUGGGGAUUAGCGUUUAGGGCUUGUGGGGAGAAGUUGAUUGUGGUUGGUGGGCCGAGGAAUGGGUCGGGAGAUGGGUUUAUCGAGGUGAAUGCGUGGGUUCCUGGUGAGGGUCCCGCGCAAUGGGAAGUGCUCGGGAGAAGGAGAUCGGGAAGUUUUGUGUAUAAUUGCGCGGUUAUGGGCUGCUGA